AUGCAAGACCCCCGGCUGCCCCCCGCCCUGGGGCUGCAGUUACCACUCACAGAACAGAAGGCAAAUGUGGAUGGUGGACGGCUGCCCCUGCUGAAAGCCGCCUCCCGGCUUCCUGUGGCUAGCUUGCGGCCCAAACGACCUGCCACCAAUGAGAACGAGCCCCCGAGGGACAAUCGGAAACGCCCCCGUGACCAUCUUGUUCCCCCCAAGAGAGGAGCCAUGUCGGUUGCUGUCUCCCAGCCGAAAGAGGCCCCUGCUGCUUCUGCCCCUCGCGGCCGGCGUGUGCCUGGCCGUCGCUCGUCUUCGCGAGCAGGGAGAAUCAUGGCAAUGGCUUCCACAACAGUGCUGAGCCGGAGGCCCGUGCCUACAACAGCAGCUCCUAAAUCAGCCCCUCCCGGCCCGGCCCCCUCCGGGGCUGGAGAGAAGAAGCGGGCCCCCUGGGACCAAGGGCAGCUGGGCGACCUCCGGGCCAGAGUCAGCGUCCUGAAGGAGAAGUCGCAGGGCCUGGACAGCGAGAACCGAGCCCUGAAGCAGCAGGUGGGCCUGGAGCUGGAGCGGCAGCAGCUGGUGGCUCAGAACGGGGAGCUGGGCUCCCGAGCCAGCUCCCUGGCCUCGGAGCUGCGCGGCUGGCAAGAGCAGGCCAAAGAGAACCUCCAGAGAGUCUCCGAGCUCCUGGCCCGAGAGCAGCAGCUGGAAGAGAUGGUGGGCAGCCAGAAGCAGAGGAUUAGGGAGCUGGAGGGGGCCAAGAAGGAGCUGGAGGAGGCCCACUGGGGCCUGGCUGCCCGGCUGGAUGCCACAGAGCUGCGACUGGCCGAGGAGGCUCUGGCCCAGCGAGCCUUGCAGGUCGAAGCCUUACAGUCCCGCGUGGCGGAGCAGGACCAGCGGCUGCACGAGUCGGAAAUGGAGCGCCGGUGCUUGCACAACAUGGUGCAGGAGCUGAAGGGCAACAUCCGCGUCUUCUGCCGUGUCCGGCCUCUGCUGCCAAGCGAGAAGCAGGGCCAGAAGGGGAUGGGGCACCUCCGAUUCCCUCCCGAGGACAACAAGGCCCUGGUGCUCUCCAAGGCCGAAGAGUCCCACGUUGGGCGGGAGCGCAAGGAGGAGGUCACCUACGAGUUCAGCUUCGACCGGGUCUUCCCCCCUUCCAGCUCACAGGAGGACGUCUUUGAAGAGAUUGCUCUGCUGGUGCAGUCUGCCCUGGACGGCUACCACGUCUGCAUCUUCGCCUGCCAGACGGGGAGCGGGAAGACCUACACCAUGGAGGGGCCGGAGGAGUUGGCCGCCAGCACCCUGGGCAUGAUCCCCCGCGCAGUGGGCCAGAUCUAAGCCGCCCAGCAGAUGGAGGCCAAAGGCUGGAAGUACCAGUUCACGGCCAUCCUGGAGAUCUACAACGAGUCGCUGCGGGACCUGCUGGUGUCGCGCCUGAGCGGAGCGGGGCUGGAGAUCAAGCGGGUGAACCAGAGCACGGAGGAGCUCCACGUCCCCAACUUGUCCUACAUCCCGGUUGCCUCGGAGGGGGAGGUACCCACCCAGGUGCUGAAGCUGCUUCAGACGGCCAAAGCCAACCGGUCGGUGGCCAAACCUCCCUGAAUGAGCACUUCCUCUCGCAGCCACAGCCUCUUCCAGCUGCACAUCGAGGGCCAGCACACCAACCGGGAAGUGCACGCCUCCUCGGUGCUGAGCCUGGUGGACCUGGCAGGGAGCGAGCGGCUGGACAAGUCCCACUCAAAGGGGGAGCGCCUGAAGGAGACCCAGGCCAUCAACAGCAGCCUCUCCAACCUCGGCCUCGUCAUCAUGGCCCUCAGCAACAAGGAAACACAUGUCCCAUACCGGAACAGUAAACUCACCUACCUCCUGCAAAACUCCCUGGGUGGCAACUCUAAAAUGCUGAUGUUUGUGAACAUCUCGCCCGUGGAGGAGAUUGCUGAGUCCCUGAACUCCCUGCGCUUUGCCAGGAAAGUCAACGAGUGCGUCAUUGGCACCGCCCAAACCCACCGCAAAUAAGAGCACCCGAAUCUCCUGGCUAGUAUUUUACUCUCUUUUAAAGCAGAUUCCUGUGUUUUGUGAUUGUCUCAUGUAUGUGUUGAUCAUUAAACUUUUCCAGUCAGCA
Messenger RNA from Heteronotia binoei (common prickly gecko), 2107 nucleotides. RefSeq names its product kinesin family member C1 (gene KIFC1). Lineage: Eukaryota; Metazoa; Chordata; Lepidosauria; Squamata; Gekkonidae. The record is from RefSeq and is a predicted model, not a curated record. Gene Ontology annotation, molecular function: microtubule binding; microtubule motor activity; ATP binding. Gene Ontology annotation, biological process: microtubule-based movement.